GUAAAACUUCGAGCUAGAACCGGAUCGGCUUACAAGCGACACUUCAAAUUGGAGAUAGCUGUCGAGGAGCAACGAAGAAUUAGGAACUCGUUCAGAAAGAGAGGGGCGUGGUGCAGAACUGACCUGGAACGAGGCCUGAUAGACUAAAAAACGACAUUAUCGUGUCGUCUUCCUGCCCAGAAUCCGGCGGCCUUUUGGCUCUCUCUCGCUUUGGCUUUCUUUCAUCCUUGGUUGGUUUUCACAGAAACGAAUUGAAAGAUAUUCAAUUGAUGAAGAUCGCACAGCGCUAGGAAUGACUGCCUUCAGUUCCAUCUUCCUGGGUGUUUGGGGAGUGUUUGUCGUCAUUUUGAUAAAAGAGUCGACUCCCGUUUAUAGCUGGAAUGAUUGGUGGUCCUACGAUGGUAAUUCUGGUCCUCUUUUUUGGAGCAUGAAGCCAGAAUGGCGACUCUGUGAAGAGGGUAAAAGACAAUCACCGAUCAAUAUUGAACAUGCUCGAGUGACAUUUAAAAGUACUCUUUUACAACCCCUUCAUCUGGACGAACAUAGAAUUAAUGGCGUACUAGCGAACACCGGUCAUGGCGUCGUAUUUACCGUGGAGAACGAUACUCGCCAUCCCGUCAAAAUGUCCGGCGGCACGCUCGAUUAUCAUUAUCAGUUUCACGAGAUUCAUCUGCACUUUGGUUCGAACGAUUCCAUCGGCAGUGAGCAUACUAUUGACGGACGCGCAUUCCCUGUCGAACUUCAGAUAUUCGGCUUCAACUCGCAGCUCUACAACAACUUCUCAGAUGCCCUGCACAGAGAGAAAGGGAUCGUCGCGGUGUCGCUUCUUUUACAGGUGGGCAAUGUCUCGAACCCGGAGCUGCAAACGUUGACGCAACAGCUGGAUAAAAUCAAAUACAAAGGGCAAACUGUGGAAAUUAAGCAUUUCGGAGUGCGCGAACUUGUGCCGGACACGAAUUACAUGACGUACAACGGUUCCAUCACGAUGCCGGCGUGUCACGAGUCCACCACAUGGAUCAUCAUGAGUAGGCCUAUAUACAUCACCAACUUGCAACUACACGCUCUGAGACAAUUAAGGCGGAAUUUACCGGAUUACGGGAUAAGCGUACCACUUGCGAAUAACUUUAGACCACCGCAACCCCUUCAUGAUCGUAUUGUUUGGGGAGGCCUUCGAAAAUGUGAUGAGCCUAACGAUCACCAUGUACGAACGUCCAUAUGUUUGUUACCUGAAACAAAUGAGGACCAUGACUAAAGCCGCACACAUACGUAAAUUUAAUAAACGAGCAAAUAUAUACAAGAGGAAAUCCCAUUAGACGACAAUGGCAUCGUAUCCGUGGCAUUACUUUUUAAUCCCUAUUUGCAUUGCUACUCUCGGUCAUGUAAUUGUGAUGACCGAAAUAUCAUACAAUCUAAGGAUUAUUACUUAACAAGUAAUCCUGUAGUUUUCUUUUAAAAAUAUCUAAUAAAGUAAAUCUUGCAAAUUAA
Wasmannia auropunctata (little fire ant) is the source of this 1485-nucleotide messenger RNA. RefSeq names its product carbonic anhydrase-related protein 10-like. Gene Ontology annotation, molecular function: carbonate dehydratase activity; zinc ion binding. Lineage: Eukaryota; Metazoa; Arthropoda; Insecta; Hymenoptera; Formicidae. Bases 293 to 1252 code for a protein of 319 amino acids. The transcript has 9 exons. The record is from RefSeq and is a predicted model, not a curated record.